AUGAACCCUAAAGACUCAGCCUUAGACGUAUCUCAAAAACUCAAAGAGGGAAUCGCCAAACCAAUUGAGACUCUUCGAGACCCCAACGUAUCAUACGAUGAUGCCUCCGAAGCACUGGGAGCUAUUCGAAAUAGCAUUGCCAAAGCCAAUGCUCAAUUCCCGGCUGCAGGUGUCAAACAUGAUUUGUCCCAACUGACCAAACAAGUUGGUUUACCAUUGGAAAAUAAGAAUGACGAUGAUUUGAAUAAAGUCGGUGGGGUGUUGGCGGACGUUAUUAGAGAUAUUGUUGAGGCUGUCAUGAAUAUAAAGGAAGAAUUGAAGAAGAUGCCUUUAAUCGGCUCACUCAUCCUUGAGAUCGAUACUGGCUUGAACACCUUGUUGGUCGGACUUCAACUUGUCCUUGCUGGAGUGGUUGAAGUUCUUAGAGGACUCUUGUCGGGCGUAUCUGGGUUAUUGAAGAACUUAGGUAAUGGUCUGACAUUUGGUCUCAUCUUCGGUAAAUAA
Messenger RNA from Kwoniella botswanensis, 504 nucleotides. RefSeq lists its product as uncharacterized. Lineage: Eukaryota; Fungi; Basidiomycota; Tremellomycetes; Tremellales; Cryptococcaceae. The record is from RefSeq and is a predicted model, not a curated record. The transcript has 4 exons. Bases 1 to 504 code for a protein of 167 amino acids.